Messenger RNA from Crotalus tigris (Tiger rattlesnake), 1305 nucleotides. It is a transcript of the gene LIN28A, whose product is annotated as lin-28 homolog A. The record is from RefSeq and is a predicted model, not a curated record. Bases 374 to 973 code for a protein of 199 amino acids. Gene Ontology annotation, molecular function: zinc ion binding; nucleic acid binding. NCBI's taxonomy places the organism in Eukaryota, Metazoa, Chordata, Lepidosauria, Squamata, Viperidae. The transcript is spliced from 3 exons.
GUUGCCUGUAUUUCCGUUCCUCCGCUCCCGGGAUUGUAUCUUGUUCAGGGAUUCCUCUCCGGGUAUACCAUGGAGGGACGAUUAAAGGGUGGCUUUCCCCUGCGCCUAUCCCCCAAAGAACCCAAGGCUCAGGGCGCCUGUUCGCCCAACCACUUGUGAGGAUCCGAGGAUGCCUCGGCUGGGCCGGAAUUCCAAGCUGCUCUCCGGGCAACCGGGGAAUGGCGGGGCGAAGGUGUGGGGCUGACCGACAGGCAAGCCGGUUCCCCCCCUCCGCGGGCGUCUUCGUGGCUGGGCGCCCCCAUCUCGCCCGCCGGCAAUAGGAAGGCGAGGGGAGCGGGCUUCCUGGAGUCGCUUCGACUGAUGAACCGCGGGUAUGCUUCUAGGUGGCUGCGCCAAGGCGGGCGAGGAAGAGCCCAGCGGGGAUUCGCCCAGGCCGGACGAGGAAAGCCAGCCGCCCUUGCAUGGCGCCGGGAUCUGUAAAUGGUUCAACGUGCGGAUGGGCUUCGGGUUCCUCUCUAUGACCGCCAAGGAAGGCAUCGCCCUCGAUUCCCCGGUGGACGUUUUCGUGCAUCAGAGCAAACUCCACAUGGACGGUUUCCGCAGCUUGAAAGAAGGAGAAGCAGUUGAAUUCACUUUCAAGAAAUCCUCUAAAGGUUUGGAGUCCAUCCGAGUCACUGGCCCUGGAGGGGUUUCCUGCAUUGGUAGUGAAAGGAGACCGAAGGGAAAAAACCUUCAGAAACGCAGGUCGAAAGGAGAUCGAUGCUACAACUGUGGUGGCCUGGAUCAUCAUGCCAAAGAAUGCAAGCUCCCUCCGCAGCCUAAGAAAUGCCACUUCUGCCAAAGCAUUGCCCACAUGGUGGCCAACUGCCCUAUCAAAACGCAGCAGUCACCCAGUUCUCAGGGAAAGCCCACAUACUUCCGGGAGGAGGAGGAAAUGCACAGCUCACCCUUUCUUCCUGAAACCAGGGAAUGAUCUCUGGAAGUCAGUAGGAAAUCUGCCCAGUUGACCGGCUUCAGGGCAUCAAGUCAGCCAAAAUGGGAGCAGAGAACAGCAUUGGCUCCAAGCUGUGGGUGAACAAGCACUGGGCAGGAGAGCAGCAGCUUUUAUCUUUAGCAAAGGCAAAAACUGAGUGGGAGAGGAAACCCUUUUCUCCUUGUAGUGGGUAUGGAAUCUGGGAAUCCUUUUCUUAAACAAUCAGUUUUGUGAAAUUGGAAGCAAAAAGCCAAAGAUACCUUUGUGAGCUUGGCUUUCUUCACUCAUCCAAGUGAAGAUCAGGAAAAUGCAAAAACCAAAAUCUGAAAUUA